Messenger RNA from Exophiala spinifera, 768 nucleotides. RefSeq lists its product as uncharacterized. NCBI's taxonomy places the organism in Eukaryota, Fungi, Ascomycota, Eurotiomycetes, Chaetothyriales, Herpotrichiellaceae. Bases 1 to 768 code for a protein of 255 amino acids. The transcript has a single exon. The record is from RefSeq and is a predicted model, not a curated record. Gene Ontology annotation, biological process: generation of catalytic spliceosome for second transesterification step; mRNA 3'-splice site recognition. Gene Ontology annotation, cellular component: Prp19 complex; post-spliceosomal complex; post-mRNA release spliceosomal complex.
AUGGCGCGCAAUUCGGAAAAGGCGCAGUCGAUGCUCUUCCGGUUCCGCGCCGCGCAGGCCGCAGAAUCCGGACUCCUGCCGACCGCGGGCCAGCGGCGGCCCAAGGCGCCGAGCACCAUCAGCACCAUCCCCGUGUGCGAGAAAUGGCGAGGCCAGAUCCUCAAGGAAAUCUCGCGCAAGGUCACAAAGAUCCAGGACGAGAGCCUGUCGGAUUUCCAGGUGCGCGACCUGAACGACGAGAUCAACAAACUCAUGAAGGAGAAAUGGGGCUGGGAGCGGAGAAUAAGAGAGCUCGGCGGGCCGAACUACAUGCGAGGCGGGGGCACCGUGUUCGACGACCAGGGGCGAGAGGUCCCCGGCGGCGGCAAAGGGUACAGGUACUUUGGCCGGGCGAGGGAGUUGCCGGGCGUCAAGGAAAUGUUUGAGCGGGCCGCGAAGAGGCGAGUGCACGGGGACGAGGGAGACGAAGACGCAAGCAAACUCCGACAGGGACAGGACAUCAGCCGGAAGAAUCUCGACGCGAGGUAUUUUGGCUUCGGCCUGGACGAGGAAGAUGGGAGUCUCCUAAAGUACGAACGCAGAAAGGAGAAAGAGGCCGUCGAGAGGAUAUCGAAGCUGGCCGAUGGGGACGACGAAGCAGACGACGAAUGGGAGCCUUUACCUGGUGAUACGGGUGAUGGAGUGCCCUGGCGGCUACCGACGCUUGAGGAAGUCCAAGAGGAAUUGGUAGAUCGAAGAAGACGGCAGCUACUUGAUAAGCUUGUAUGA